Molecule: messenger RNA, 1144 nt
Organism: Aspergillus homomorphus CBS 101889
Lineage: Eukaryota; Fungi; Ascomycota; Eurotiomycetes; Eurotiales; Aspergillaceae
Exons: 2
Coding region: 429-1085 (218 amino acids)
Source: RefSeq, a predicted model, not a curated record
CUUUUCCCCGGCUCAUCCCAGAUCAGUCGACCAAAGCGCACGAGUCUAGUACAUACAGUGAAGCAGAACCUCGCGGCGCUCGACCUCCGAACCGGCGAUUCCGCCCAGAUCGCGACGUCAACCACGGACUCGACUGCACCGCCUCUACAACGAUACAGAACCUACCCUUGAGAACAUAUUCGCAUCGCCGCAAAAAGCACACUUGCAAUCUCACAGCGCCAGACACUCCAAAACAGAAAAGCACCUGCGCCUCCACCCACCGAUCCAGAUAUCCCCCCCCAUCCACCAACCUCGAGUCUCAACCGCCAUCCCCUCAUCUACCUCCAACCCAAUCUACAAGCCAAACAGCACAUUAAAUCCGGCCCACAGCACGUUGAUAAAACAUACACCCUCGACUCAACCCCAACUCCACAAAAGCGAAAGGCAAAAUGUCAACCAACGCCCCAACCACAAACUCGAACCCCAACGCAACAGACCUAGAAACCGACCUCCUAACGCACCUAACAACCACUCCCGCCCUCGAAGACUUGCACAGCACGCUCCUCUCCUCCCUCCAACGAACCGGCUGGACAGAGAAAAUCCGGAAAUUAGCACAGGAGCUCCUGCGCGCAGGGCGAUGCGAGCGGUUCGACGAGGUGAUCGAGGCGGUGGUGGCGUCGGCCGAGGGACGGGGCCAUCCGUCGCUUGUUGCGCUCUCGUCUACUCAAGACCAGUCCUCGAAAAACGGGAACGGGGAUACCGGGUUCAAGGUGAAGGAGGAGGAUGGGGCUGCCGGUGGCAACAACAGCACGGAUAAAAAUGCGUACUUUGAGAGCGUGGAUGUGCGGAUUCCUUCCUCUGUUGUUGAGCAGGGGGUUCGUGCGAUCAAGGAGGUGUUAAGGGAGGUGGUGGUUAUGGAGGGUGAUGAUGGGGAUUCUGGUUCUGGUUCCGCUUCGGCGUCGGGGUCGGCGGAGAACAACGCCACUGAAGAAAAGGCGCCGAAGGAUCAGCAGGUCAAGAAGGUUAAGACUGGGGAGAGUAAUGGGGUCGCUGGGAGUCCGGUCAAGAAGGGCGAGAAGAAGGUGAAGGUCAAGCAGGGGAAAUAAUCUGUCCCAAAAUGGGUUUGGCGUUGGGGUUAUUGGGUGAACAUCCAUUCAUUGUCUGG